Molecule: messenger RNA, 720 nt
Organism: Alternaria ethzedia
Lineage: Eukaryota; Fungi; Ascomycota; Dothideomycetes; Pleosporales; Pleosporaceae
Exons: 2
Coding region: 1-720 (239 amino acids)
Biological process (GO): positive regulation of DNA-templated transcription, elongation; mRNA export from nucleus
Cellular component (GO): THO complex part of transcription export complex
Molecular function (GO): mRNA binding
Source: RefSeq, a predicted model, not a curated record
AUGAGCGGACAUCAGCUUCCAGUCGCGCCGGCUAGUGACGCGAUGCCUACGGAUCUCUCCACCUUCAAUAUCCCCGAUCUCAUCAAGACGUCGCAUAACGCGCGUUUGUACAACGAAGUGCAAAACCUCAAGAAGCUCAUCAAUGAGCUUGUAGACUACCAGCUCGCCCACCCAAAGAAUACGAAGCCAGGUUCGCGCGAAGAUAUUGACAAGGAGAAGAAAGCCACACAAGACAUAGAGAAGCGGGAGAAGUACAUCCGCGCGCAACUGUCGAUUGUCAAGACCUUGUACCGGCAGAGCGUGCUGAAAGUGCGCGAGGAAAAGUCGAAGACCUCCGAUGACAGGGCAGUGAACGAUGCGCUCAUUCUGGGUCUCCACAACCUCAAGUAUGAGGAGCAGUCGCUACGAUCCGAGAUCUCUGCUGCUGAAAACUACGACCACAAAUACAUGAAGCUACCACUCAUCCCCCGCGAGCAGUUCCUCGAGCAGUUCCCCGAGCACCAAGAUUCGAAUGAACACGACCUUAUGACGGCGCGCAUCGAGCACGAACACCAAGUCCGUCUCAAGCUCGAGGAAGCGCGGCAGGAGAAGCUGAAGCAGAAGCAAAAACUCAUUGCGGAGGUUAAGAAGGGCAAGGACGAUCUCACCAAGCUGGACACCAUGGUCGAGAAGUUCAUCGAGGCUGCAGAACCGAUCAAGAAAGUGCUGGCUACGGAGUAA